AUGUCUUACAGUCACGCAUGGGGUCAAGGUGGUAGUGAGAGUCAAACCAUCACAGUUGGCUCCACUGCCAAUGUGUCUGUCGAGUUAGAUCCUGGUGAAUCAGUAAAAGCUUUACUUACGGCAAGUAGGGGAGUCAUGAAAGUACAAAUCGUCUAUCACGCAAAUGUGAUCGGUAACGUGGUUGUGGAUUAUUCAAAAGGAUACAAAGGCCAUCACUACUGGUGCUUUGACGUCUCCGAAAUCAGAGCAUCCAUAGACAACAAUGAUCCAUUAGAGUUCAAGGAAGAUAUCGAAAUCGGUUUCUUCGCAAAUGCAGAUGUUGAAUUGGAAGAUCAUGAUGAAUCAACUACUAAUAAAGAUAAGAAAAAAGACGAACAAAAUGGCACAAGUAAAAAACUGAAUUGUGAUGGCCGUGCUUGUAAUACGUGUGGCAAGUGUGUUGACUGGCAAAUUGGUGGGAAUCAAGAGACCUGGAAUUGGAUUCGUAAAUUUAACUCUUGGAAAGAUGGAGACUGGGAUCGUUGGCGCAAUGAUGGUGUUUGUAAGAGUUUCAUCAAAGGCGAUGGUGCUACAUGCAAAGAUGUUGCUGAGUGUGGUAGUGAAGAAGGUUCUGCACGUUAUCAUUCUUACAUUUUUCUAGUUCAUGUCUGCUUUUGCCAACCGCGUCUAAAAGCCGAGGGAGGACAACAAGCACCAAAUGCAUGCACGCAACAGUGA
Adineta steineri is the source of this 717-nucleotide messenger RNA. The record is from the annotation of a GenBank genome assembly. Lineage: Eukaryota; Metazoa; Rotifera; Eurotatoria; Adinetida; Adinetidae.